This is a messenger RNA of Heterobilharzia americana, 480 nucleotides long. NCBI's taxonomy places the organism in Eukaryota, Metazoa, Platyhelminthes, Trematoda, Strigeidida, Schistosomatidae. The record is from the annotation of a GenBank genome assembly.
AUGACAUCUAUUUGUCAUCGUGAUACCCAGCGUUCAUAUAUUCGUGAUCCACAAACCAAUUGUAUCUCUUCAAGAAAAUUAUCAAUUCGUAAAUGUUCUGGUUCCUGUGAUUCAACCGUUAUACACCAGCAACAGCAACAAUUGCUUAACAGCAAUUUCAAUGAUCAAGAAUCAAUAAAAUAUUAUAAAUGGAGGAAGGUUUAUAAACGAUCCGCUAAUUCAGCACAAGUAUGGCUGCCGGAUAAUUCAAAAGAUAUGCGAUCUUUUAGGACAAUAAAAGACUUAAGCACCAUAGUUUCUCAGCAUUCAGAUCAUUCAAGUUCUUUCACAUCACAACAGUACUGUUGUCAAGCUACAAAAAUGAAAUUAAAACCAAUCUUAUUCAACUGUCCUAAUGGUGCUGUCUACGAACGCACUAUAAAGUUAGCAAGAAAGUGUAGUUGUGUCCAAUGUGUUCAGCAGAUGACGAAAACCCACUGA